AUGCAACGUAAUUCUACUAAUAAUUAUUCUCCUUCCCGUUUCUCUUCCUCUUCUUCAGAAGAUACAGAUUCAAACUAUGACCGUUCAUCUGGAAUAGAAGAUUCUGAACAAUUAUUACUUAAUUCUCUUCUUCUUUCUGAUAUUGAAAGAUUUACAGCACACGUUGGUAGACUUAGAUCAGCUUUAAAUUGUUGUCAAAAAAUUAUAAAUGAUUCAGAAAUGUCUGAAGUCCAAAAAAAUAAUUUAAAUGAAAAUACCAACAACAAAACAGUCACAACAACAACAACUUCAAAUUAUUUACAAAUACAUUCAGCUUUAGCUUUAGUUUCUCAGUCAAUUAAAGAUUUACUUUCCAGACAUUCUCGUUUAUUCAAAACUUGCAAUGUUUUAUUACCUACUGGACAACUUGUUAAUUCUAUUAAAAGUACAAAUUUCAUUACUUCUUCCUCUUCAGUUUCCAACUCUACGGAUACAAAAACAACAAAAUCAAUUUGUACACUAACAGCCCUACAAGCUUUGGAUAAAUUAGAAAUUGCUGUUGCUAAUUCUCUACGAGAAGCUUUGUUCGUUUUUUUAAUUAAAUUAAAAAUUAAUUUUUUAUAA
Messenger RNA from Meloidogyne enterolobii, 603 nucleotides. Lineage: Eukaryota; Metazoa; Nematoda; Chromadorea; Rhabditida; Meloidogynidae. The record is from the annotation of a GenBank genome assembly.